AUGACUAAAGCUGCACAUUCCUCUUGACAGUCUCACGUCGGUAGAAAAUCGUCGGAUCGGUCUCAGUCUGUCGUUAGAUCGAGAGAAGCUAAGAAAUGGAUCGUUGGGUAGGAAAGUUGGCUGUGGUGACGGGAGCUUCUUCGGGAAUCGGUUUAGCAAUCGGUAAAACACUGAUUCGCGAGGGGAUGAUCGUCGUGGGACUUGCCAGAAGGAAGGAGCUUAUGGAGAAAGAAAUGAGCGAGGCGAUAAAAGCUGGCAAGUUCUACGCUCGCGAGUGCGACGUCUCGAGCGAGAAAAGUGUCAAUGAGGCUUUCGACUACAUCGCCGAUACCUUCAAAGUGGUUAACCUGCUCGUUAAUAAUGCCGGCGUCGUCACCACCAAGUCUAUCGAAGACUCCACAGUAGAGGAGUUACAGGAGGUAAUCGGCGUGAAUCUCAUGGGAGUCUUGUACUGCUACAAAGCAGCCGUUACCUUAAUGAAGACAGCCAACGAAGCUCACAUCAUCAACAUCAACAGCAUCGCAGGCCAGAAGGUGCCAUCUCCCACCUGGACGCGCGGCGACUACACGUCCGUGAACGUCUACCCGGCGACCAAGUUUGCGGUCAGGGCCAUCUCCGAGGUCCUCAGUUACGAGCUUAUCGGGCGCAAUAUCCGCGUCACUAAUCUUAGUCCAGGAUACGUCAGGACCGCGAUAUGCACCAAGGCUGCUCUGUCAACUAUGCCAGCACUAAAACCGGAAGAUGUUGCAGAUAGCAUCGUUUAUGUUAUCGGGUCACCCGCGAAUGUCCAGAUCACCGAGCUGACUAUCAAGCCGUUGGGAGAGACCUUUUCGCAGAGCAAUAUGGAUCGCUGGAACGGAAAAGUAGCUGUGAUAACGGGAGCCUCCUCGGGAAUCGGCUUGGCAACUGCCAAAUCUCUGAUUAAACACGGUGUCAUCGUUAUCGGUUUGGCGCGAAGAAAACUGCAGAUGGAGGAAAAUAUGAAAAACGCUAAGGGGCCCGGAAAAUUCUACGCGAGAGAGUGCGACAUCACUGACGAGGAGAGCGUAAUUUCGGCACUGAAUUGGGUAAUGGACACCCUCGGAGCUUUGAACAUUCUCGUUAAUAAUGCCGGCAUCGUGACUUCGGGAAAAAUAGAAGAUACAUCAUCGUCGGACAUCGAAAACGUUUUCAACGUCAACGUCAUCGGACUUUUGUACUGUUCGAAGCACGCCAUAAAGUUAAUGAAGGCUAAUGAGAACGAAGCUCAGAUUGUCAACAUAAACAGUGUCUUAGGGCAUGCUGUACUUUCUCCGCGAAGUGGUUUUGCCAACGUUUAUCCAGCCACGAAGUUUGCCGUCAGGGCCCUGUCCGAAACUCUUAAAAAUGAACUUAUCGACGCGAAAAUCCGUGUUUCGAACGUCAGUCCAGGAUUGGUCAAAACUGAGAUUUACGAUAGGGCGGCCAGUCAGAACUCGAUUAUACAAAAAAUGCCAACGUUGAACGCAGAAGACGUCGCUGAUUCUAUUGUUCACGUACUUUCAGCACCACCACACGUUGAAAUAACGGAAAUAAUGAUACAGCCGAAGGGAUCAGCAUUUUAGAAAUUAGAAUUAUUUAUAAUUUUGUACUUGAUAUUAUAUAGGAAUGUAUGCGUUAUUUAAAUUCGUUAAGUAUAAACUUAUGAUCUUAAAAUUCGAA
Messenger RNA from Nasonia vitripennis (jewel wasp), 1680 nucleotides. Its product is annotated as short-chain dehydrogenase reductase 2a-like. Lineage: Eukaryota; Metazoa; Arthropoda; Insecta; Hymenoptera; Pteromalidae. The transcript has 10 exons. The record is from RefSeq and is a predicted model, not a curated record. Bases 96 to 1583 code for a protein of 495 amino acids. Gene Ontology annotation, molecular function: oxidoreductase activity.